GAUUUGCUUCCGAUGCCUGCCUCCGAGGCUCCAGUCCUUCAGAUAAGUUCUACUAGUAGUACUGGUACUAGUGGUACGGUUUGAGCAUUCCGUAGAUAAGUCCGGCUCGCCGCGUCCACCGUUAUUUUCAAGUCCCUCUCCCGCUUUGCUGUCACGGUGUCCCGUCCAACGUCCAACGUCCAACCUUUGUACCGCUGACUCCCGUCCAAACCGGAAACAAAAACAAACCAUCAUGCGCCUCCUCUCACUGCUUGUCGCAGGCACCGCCAGCCUAGCUCCCGUCAGCGUCGUCCUUGCCGCCCCGGCCGGCUACGAUGUCGUGCAUGAAGGCUUCCAACUGGCCAAGCGAGAGAACCUCUGCCACCUGAGUGCGCCGCCACAGCUCUGCACGCCCAACGCGUCGGUGACGGUCGAGGAGACGGCGCUCCGGGCGUACAAGUUCUACCGCGCUUUUGUCGUGGAUGGGGAUCCAAGGACUAUGUUUUCGUUGAUUGACAAUGUUUACAAGCAAAACUCGCCCGGCUAUGCGAGCGGCCCGCAGGCCAUCUGGCCGCUGUUCUGCAACGGCAGGAAGAUUGGGACCGAGCAGAACACGGCGUGGUGCUUUGAUGCUAGUACCAAUAUGUCGUAUGCCAGGUACUCGGUUACGGAUCGGUGGCGUUGGGUUGAUGGUUGCGUUCAUGAACACUGGGAUCGGAAUGAGAGGAUGCCGUCGCAAGACAAGUGCUACAAGCUGCCCGCGGGGGCGACUGGCUCGGCGUAGGAGUACUUAUAGUACUUACCGACGUACUAUCCGGGGUGUGUGGUUGUUUGGUGUAGGUGGUUUGUAGGCAACUUGUCUUACAAAGUACAAGGAAAGCUCCCGUCAAGUUGGAGUAGUACGAGGGUUCUUGCAUGUCAAGCUGACCUCGAAAGUUUGGAUGUUUGUGUACAGUCAGUACCGUAUCUAUACUACUAGUAGAGAGUUGACCAUUUGUGCCAUUAAGCAGGGAUUGAUCGCCCGAGUCAUGAAGGCUCUGCAGCAUAACCCAGUCUGGAUGGAGGUAGCAAUGGUCCCGCGGGAGCUUCUGCUAGGAUGCAGACGGUUUCUGUGACCAGC
Messenger RNA from Canariomyces notabilis, 1099 nucleotides. RefSeq lists its product as uncharacterized. The coding region runs from base 233 to 763 and encodes 176 amino acids. NCBI's taxonomy places the organism in Eukaryota, Fungi, Ascomycota, Sordariomycetes, Sordariales, Chaetomiaceae. The record is from RefSeq and is a predicted model, not a curated record. The transcript is spliced from 3 exons.